AUGAAUAAAAUCACAUAAGGUUAAAAUAACAGUCAAUCAGAUAAUGGUAAUGUGAAUAAGAUUAGCGAUAAAUAGAAGAUUAGUACAGUUGUAGAAUUAAGAGAAGAAAAGACUUAAUUACUAAAAACUAUAUAAGAAUUAACAUAAUAGAAUAUUAAUUUAACUAAGGAAAAGACAGACUUAGUAAAAUAGUGAACUUAUAUUAAUUUAGGAUGAAUAAUACAAUUCUGUCAUUAUAGAAUUGCAAUUAUAAAUCUAAACUCUCAACACCAAAAAAACAAGAAAAACUCAUAUAAAUUAUAUUGGAUAACCUCAAUCUCUUAUCUAAAAUGAUCCAUUUAAUAAUAAUGACAAUUUAACAAAAUAAAUAAAGCAACUUUAACAGUAUAUUUUAUAAAUAUAGAAAGAGAAUUAAAAUAAAAAAAAGACAAUCAAGAAGCCCCAUUUUUAAUAUUUAGACAGCUUAUAAAGAAUUUGA
Molecule: messenger RNA, 478 nt
Organism: Paramecium primaurelia
Lineage: Eukaryota; Ciliophora; Oligohymenophorea; Peniculida; Parameciidae
Source: the annotation of a GenBank genome assembly